GGCGCGGUGACUGCCGGAAGCAGUUCCGCGAGGGUUGCCGGGAUCUUGAUGAUGUGGCCCCCCCUUCCCCCUCCCCGUCCCGGGAUGUCGGAAGAAACCCGAGAGAGCAAACUGGCUGCGGCCAAGAAGAAGUUGAGGGAAUAUCAGCAAAAGAACAGCCCUGGUAUUCCUGCAGGAGCGAAGAAGAAAAGGAAGAUCAAAAAUGGGAGUAGUCCAGAGACAACCACUUCUGAUGGUUGUCACUCUCCCGAGGAGAUUCAGGACAUCCUGAAGGUGCUGGUGUCCGACCUUAACCGCUCCAAUGGGGUAGCGCUCCCCCCAUUGGACAAGUGGCAGGUGAGGUAGUGCCGAGCCCCCUCUCUGGCUUGCUCUCUCCCAGCUGUGCAUGCCCCAAGGCUUCUCUGGUUUGGGGGAUACUUUGCCUCUGGCUUAUUUUAUGUUGCUGUCAUUAACCCUCAGCCUGUUCAUGUCUGCUUUUUUCACCUGCUUGGUUGAUUGGCUUGUUUUCCUUGCCCCCCAUCUUUUAUCAUCUUGAAGAAGGUGAGACACGCCUUGAAGUUUAAAGGUAAUUUGGAAGAGCUUCCAGAGCAGGUGUGUGGGAUCUGGGCUUUUCAAGCAUUGAGUAUGAAUACCCAGUGGCGUGUCAGACUCGGAGAGAUUAAAUAAAAGCAAACCUUCAGGCUUGCCCUUUGGGCACCCGUCCCCAAGUUUGUGCUCUCUUUGAAUUGGAUGACCUCAUUUUGGUUUGAGAGUAGGGGACUGUGGGGUUAAGACGAAGGGAGCGUACAUUAUAGUUACAAGGAUCGAGGUUAUUUUUUCAGAGGAAUUAACUGUAAAGCACAUGAGAUUAACCAAACAGAUGAGCAACCAGGACAUCCCGCCCCUGUUGUCUUUUAUUUUAUUUUAUUUUUUUUUAAG
Molecule: messenger RNA, 918 nt
Organism: Leptonychotes weddellii (Weddell seal)
Lineage: Eukaryota; Metazoa; Chordata; Mammalia; Carnivora; Phocidae
Source: RefSeq, a predicted model, not a curated record